CCGCACCACCUCCUCCUCUCUCUCUCUCUCUCCUCCUCCUCUCUCCGUGCAGUUAGCAGGCUCCCUCUCGUGCUGGACCGGAACCACCGUCAGAAAAUGGCUGUUCCUCCCACCUACGUUGACCUGGGAAAGUCCGCCAAGGAUGUUUUCACCAAGGGUUAUGGCUUCGGGCUCAUCAAGCUGGAUUUGAAAACCAAGUCUGAGAAUGGACUGGAGUUCACUAGCACAGGUUCUGCCAACACAGAGACCAGCAAGGUGGCUGGAUCUCUGGAGACCAAGUACAAGUGGGCGGAGCAUGGGCUGACCUUCACGGAGAAGUGGAACACCGAUAACACCCUUGGGACCGAGAUCACCAUCGAAGACCAGGUUGCUAAAGGACUAAAGCUGACAUUCGAUUCCUCCUUCUCACCAAACACUGGGAAAAAGGGUGGCAAAAUCAAGACGGCCUACAAGUGUGACCACAUCAACAUCGGCUGCGACGUCAACUAUGACAUCAACGGUACAGCGAUCCAUGGCGCGGCCGUGGUGGGAUACGAGGGCUGGCUGGCCGGAUACCAGAUGACCUUCGAGGCCGGCAGGAACCGGAUCACCCAGAGCAACUUCGCUGUCGGAUACAAGACGGAUGAGUUCCAGCUCCACACGAAUGUAAACGACGGCACAGAGUUCGGCGGCUCCAUCUACCAGAAGGUGAAUGACAAGCUGGAGACGGCCGUCAAUCUGGCCUGGACUGCCGGGAACAGCAACACUCGCUUUGGCAUCGCUGCCAAGUACCAGAUUGAUCCCGACGCAUCGUUCUCCGCCAAGGUGAACAACUCCAGCCUGGUGGGUCUUGGAUACACCCAGACGCUUAAACCUGGCAUCAAACUGACGCUCUCGGCCCUUCUUGAUGGCAAGAACAUCAACGCCGGCGGCCACAAACUUGGUCUGGGCCUGGAGUUCCAGGCAUAGAGAGAGACCGCAGAAGCACUUGGGAGACCUCCGAGCACACAUGCAUUCCCUACCUUUAAAUAUUCCAGGUCCUAAACUUGAUUAGUCUGCGCCCCACGACACCCUUCUCUCCCCUAGAUGUGCUACAGCCGGCGGCCACGUCCGGGUGGAACGUGACGACCCGUUUAGACGUGCCGAAGUCUUUGAGCCCAAUUCAGAACCAAACGUUCCAACAGGGAUUUUGAAUUGUGUUGGUUGCAAGGGCCAUGUAGUCCAGUCGUGUUGGCUUCUCUCACCACUACUUUUGCACCCAGUCAUGCUUUGUCUCUCUGUGCACGGAUGCUGAGUUGAAAAAGGAUUUUGAACCUAAAGGGUCUCCACAAUGCUGCUAUAAUUGAAUUUACACUCAUUCCAACAGUGCAGUGGUGAGAUAUUCCUUUAUAUGUUAUGGAAUAUUGAAUGAUAAGGCUGCCCUCGAUGUAGUCAGUAGCUCAGAGACUCACGACAUCCCCGCGUGUCCAUUCUGUUACGUCUCACUCGUCUUUUGUGUCUGUGCAUAUGCCGUGAAAUAUUUUUUCUUACAUAUAGCUUAAAUAAAUAUGAAAGUAUUGAAUAGUUUAUUACACAUGUGAUGUCUUAUAAAAAAAGGUCAAACAAAGGUGCGCUGUUUUAACGGGUUAAAGCUCUCCUCCACUGGUGCAUGGACGAGACGGGACGUGACGGGACGGGACAGGACGGGAAAUCUAGUGGUCAGGAAAUGGCCAUCUUCCACUGCUGGUUAUGGGACUCAUGCUUGGUGUUUAUGACACUAUUGUCAUUCUAUGAUCUUAAUAAAAAGAAAUCCAACCUGUG
Synchiropus splendidus (mandarinfish) is the source of this 1779-nucleotide messenger RNA. It is a transcript of the gene vdac1, whose product is annotated as voltage-dependent anion channel 1. Gene Ontology annotation, biological process: monoatomic anion transmembrane transport. Gene Ontology annotation, cellular component: mitochondrial outer membrane. Lineage: Eukaryota; Metazoa; Chordata; Actinopteri; Syngnathiformes; Callionymidae. Bases 97 to 948 code for a protein of 283 amino acids. Gene Ontology annotation, molecular function: voltage-gated monoatomic anion channel activity. The record is from RefSeq and is a predicted model, not a curated record. The transcript has 9 exons.